AUGUUUCAUAAAAAUUAAAAAUAAUUUAAUGUGGGAGAUCAAGGUGCUAUGUUUAUUGGAACAAGAUUAGUAGAAGAUUGUGUAAAUAUAAGAAUUUUAGAGAUUGGCAUAGGCGAAAAUAAUAUUAGUCUGUAAGGAGUAGAAAACCUAUUUAUAAAUAUAAAUAAAUUAUCUAAUCUGACUUAAUUGGAUAUUGGUUUAAAGGAUUGUAAUAUAGGAGAUCAAGGACUUUUUAGUUUGAUAAAAGGAUUAGGAAAUUGUGAAACUUUGACUACAUUGAAAUACAAUUAAAUUACUGAAGUUGGAGAAUCAAGUUUGGCUAUAGGCUUUAGCUAAAUUAAAAGCCUAUUAGUAUUAGAUAUUGGAUUAAACCUAAAUGAUAAAAUUCUUAGAUAGAAGGCAUUAACAAACUGUCAAAACAUUAGUAUUAUUAAAGUUUCAUUCAUAUAAGUAAUUUUUAAAAAAAGAUCUUGUGACAAAUUUUGUUAAUUAGGCAAAAAAGAUAAAAAGAUUAGUACUUUUCAUGUAUAGAUUCUGAAUCUUGAGUUUAAUUAUCUAAAUUAAAUAUAAUUAAAAAAAUAUUCUUCAAUAAACAAUCAUUAUACGAUAUAAUCUUAAAAAACUUUACUUACUAUUGAAUUAAUUUCUCUGAAAUAAAUUAGUAAAUAAUUUUUAAUUUAGACAACAGUUAAUUUUCAAUUGUAAAAUAAGAUAAAUAUUAUUUGUUAGUUAAUUAAAUAUAAUUAGAUAGAUAAAAUACCUUUAUUUAAAAUAUUUAUUUGCUUAAAUUUAUUUAUAAUAGGAAUAAUACUAUUUUAUUUCAAAUCAUAUCAAAAAAUUCAAUUAAUUAUGCUUUUUAGUAUUCAAAUUUUUAAUCCUAUGGUAGAGUAAAAUUCAUUUUAAUCAGUUUGA
Tetrahymena thermophila SB210 is the source of this 912-nucleotide messenger RNA. RefSeq names its product transmembrane protein, putative. The transcript is spliced from 6 exons. The record is from RefSeq and is a predicted model, not a curated record. Lineage: Eukaryota; Ciliophora; Oligohymenophorea; Hymenostomatida; Tetrahymenidae.